AUGAAGUGGGCAAUAUUACAUGCAGUAUCAAUCCUUGCUCUCGUACAUAUUGUAUAUUGUAUCGAUCACUACCGUUACGAUGAUUUAGUUAACGUUCUCCAGAGAGUAGCAUCAGACUGUCCUAGCAUCACCAGACUGUACAGUAUCGGCUACAGCGUUGAAGGGCGUAAGUUAUGGGUUCUAGAGAUGACGGACAACCCAGGUCAACAUGAGAUGUUGGAGCCAGAGUUCAAGUACAUUGGUAAUAUGCACGGAGACGAGGUCACUGGUAGAGCAAUACUAACAUCUCUAGUUCAAUAUUUAUGUGACGAAUAUAAGAAUGGAAACACAAGAGUCGAAUACAUUCUGAACACGACGCGAAUACACAUAAUGCCCACAAUGAAUCCAGAUGGAUUCGAAUAUGCGUAUGAUUACGGAUACCGUCACUGGAUGUAUGUGGGAAGAAACAACGCUAAUGAUGUCGAUCUCAAUAGAAAUUUCCCAGACCUCUUUCCUAAACUUUACAAUAAGAAACUACGAAAUGAUGGACAAAAUCAUCACUUAAGUUAUUCAACGAUGUACAGUGAGAUGCUUCGUGAAAAUGAAACUCUUGCUGUAAUGCAUUGGCUCGACGAUUACCCAUUUGUACUUUCGGCGAAUCUGCAUAACGGCGAACUGGUUGCCAACUAUCCAUACGAUGCCUCACGCAACACGUAUAUAAACGAGUAUGCCGCUACCCCUGACGACCAGUUAUUUCGCCAGCUGGCUAGGACGUAUUCGAAAAAUCACGGGGAAAUGAGCACCAGGAAAACACCAUGUGAAUAUGGAGGCGAUGUAUUUGUAGAUGGCAUUACCAAUGGCGCCAGUUGGUACAGUAUUAGGGGCGGGAUGCAAGAUUACAACUACCUGGCCACUAAUUGCUUCGAAAUCACUCUGGAACUUGGAUGCAUAAAGUUUCCCGCAAAAGAGGCAUUACCGGGUAUAUGGGAUGACAACAGAGAGGCUCUGCUUGCAUAUAUCGAACAGGUUCAUCGAGGUAUUAAAGGUGUGAUAACGGAUGAAAAUAAUAAUCCAAUAAAUGACGCUGUAAUUGAAGUAGAUGGGAUUGAUCACGACAUUACUUCAACAUCCACGGGCGAAUAUUGGCGACUUCUACCUGAACCUGGCACGUAUCGCGUCCAUGCUUCAGCUGCUUCAUUCAUCCGGGAAACUAAAACGAUAACUUUGGAGCCUGAUGGUGUUGCCAUGGUUAUAAACUUCACUCUACAUUCUUUUCCAAUGGAUAAUGAGACAACAGAGGAACCCGUGACAGAUCAGAACCAACGGUUUGCUGUUAACCAAGAUGGAGUCGUCUACGUAAGCAGAUUUCUCGACUAUGGUGUCGAUUCCAUGUACGUACUGACGAUAGGUGUAUGCAGGAGUAUCCAUGGUAAUCAUAAUGUCACGCUGACGAUUCACGUACUAGAUGUUGAGAAUUGGCCGCCAUAUUAUAACGAAUCGUGUCAAAUCACCGAUGGUAAUGGAAAACACAGUUCAGGUUUUCUCUAUGACGUACUUUCCGGCAAAGGUGAUAAUAUGUUGACAUUUGUCUCUUCGAGGUUCGAUCUGGACAAGUUGUUCAUGGCGGAUUCUUAUAAUGGAGAAUGUUAUUUUGAUAUUUACUUCUCAACGCGCACGGGAAGCAGCAUUAAUAUCGGAGGCGUCAACGAAUUUCAAAUUGAAUGUGAUUUAAUUGACGUUUCUUUCCAAGCAUUUUCACCGAACAAUAGCGCCCUCUCUGGCAGUCCGUUCAUAGACAGCAGUUGGGUUGACGCUUCGAAUCCGGAGUCCGAUGACAUCAUUAUUGUUGUUGCAAGAUUUUCAAAUAUGGCGAACAUUGCAGUGGAUGUGCCAUGUGAACUAAAUAAUGGUCAUGAAAGUUUGAUGAGAAAAAGAUUUCAAAUGGUGCCCGCGGAAAAAGUUGCCUUAGAGGUUAGACCACAGAUUCAAGAAGUCGUUUACGGUGUUACUGUGAACUUCUUUUGUGUUCACAAAAAUAUCGAAGUGAUCGAUCACCAUUACGAUGUUGUCUGGUAUCGUAAUGGGCAGGUACUCGAUGAAGACGACGUAUCCUGGCUCUCAGAACCGGCGCGAUCAAGAUUAAGAAUUACGAUGAACCCGGAUGCUCAAUCGACGCUCAUGAUUUAUCCCGUGAUCGAUAGAGAUUCGGGUAUAUAUAAAUGUGAGAUUCACGGAAUGGAUGGUAAAAUAUACAACAAUACUGGGAAACUCGUCGUCACCGGUUGUGGUGUUAACAAAUGGGGGUUGUCUUGUCAAUACGAAUGUAAUUGUGUGCACAGCGCCACUUGUGACAGGUACAACGGAUGCUCUUGUUUGAGUGGAUGGAACGGAACAACUUGUCAACAAGAUAUACAGACACCCGUGUUCGAAGGCUGUCCAGUUAACAUCGACCUUCACCUCAAACCCCAUAACAGUCAGACCACAGCAACGUGGAAAGAACCGACUGUAAUUGACAAUUCAGAUCGUGUAAACGUCACGGCGAAUCAUCGCCCCGGUGAUGGGUUUUCAGCCGGAGAAUAUGACGUAAUAUACGAGGCAGUGGAUGAAGACGGUAAUGUCGGUACCUGUGUAUUCACCGUCAACGUGACCAAAACCAAUCGUGGUAUUUCUCUGUCAGUACUUGGCAUAAUUACUUCGCUAGUAGUAUUGGUUUUUGCAUUGUUAUGUGUAAUCGGUCCGUACGUUGGUUACAAAUACAGACUCGAAAUUCAAACCCUAGUUGCUGAUAGAUUCCGAAUUUACGAGGACGACGACGGUCGGAAAUAUGACGCAUUCGUGUCCGUGAAAGGAAACUCACCAGAGGAGGUAUUCGUGUAUCGAACAUUGUUGCCAACGCUGGAAAAGAAGUAUAACUACAAGUUAUGUUAUCACCACAGAGACUUUAUAGUCGGGGAUGCUAUUGUCGACAAUAUCAUCCAAGGCAUUGAAGAAAGUCGGCGAACUCUUCUGAUUCUCUCACCGGCAUUUGCGGAAAGUGUUUGGUGCGAGUACGAAUUGCAUUUUGCGCACCAAGAAAUGGUUGCGUUGAAACAGAAACUGAUUCCGAUUAUGUUCGAUGACAUCACUCACAUGGAAAAUAUGCGACCCAGUUUGAGAUCUAUAUUGAAAACUGUCGUGUACAUAUCUUGGCCAAAAGACGGCAAUCACAAAAACGUUGAUAAAUUCUGGAAGCGACUUAUAAAAGCAAUGCCAGAAAAAGCAAGAAAAGAGCAUGACGAUAAUAAAAAAAUAAGUCACGAGGGAUUGGGACAGCGACUAAGACAUUUUUGUUGUAAGUGUACGUAUUUAUUGGGAAGAUGGACAAACAUAAAUGGUGCGCAUGGGGAACAUGAACACGAUGUACACAUUCCAUUAAUUCAGCAAGAACUUAGGGAUAUCGAGGAGCAGGACUAA
Messenger RNA from Saccoglossus kowalevskii, 3432 nucleotides. RefSeq lists its product as uncharacterized. The record is from RefSeq and is a predicted model, not a curated record. NCBI's taxonomy places the organism in Eukaryota, Metazoa, Hemichordata, Enteropneusta, Harrimaniidae. Gene Ontology annotation, molecular function: signaling receptor activity; calcium ion binding. Gene Ontology annotation, cellular component: plasma membrane. Gene Ontology annotation, biological process: homophilic cell-cell adhesion; signal transduction.